Prorocentrum cordatum is the source of this 517-nucleotide messenger RNA. Lineage: Eukaryota; Dinophyceae; Prorocentrales; Prorocentraceae. The record is from the annotation of a GenBank genome assembly.
AUGACGGGCGCGUGCCCGAAGACUGGCGGGGCACUUUCCGUCGCCGCGACCUACACGUCGAGAGCUGGCAGCCGAGCGUGGGCAGCUGGGGUGCCUUCGACGUGGAGGCGGCAUACGAGAGCUGGCGGCAGGAUGCCCUGGCGGGCGAGGUGCCGAGCGUUGCCGCCCUCCGUGCGCAUGGCUACCUUCCCAUUCUUCCCGGGAGUGGCCGAUGGCGGCGUUGGCUGGCGCGACCUGCUCCUGCGGCGCCUGCGGAUGCCAGCCUCUGCGUUGGCGCAGCACCUGGUGCAGUACGCCAAGUUCUGGGACCAGAACUCCGAUCGCAUCGGCGAGGUGGAAGCGGUCUUCGCCGACAUGACGCGGGCGCAGUUCGAGGCGAGGGCGCACGCGCACCCCGAGCGGCUGCUCGCGCAGCCCGCGAGGGGGGCGGGGGGCGCGCCCGCGCGGGCGCCCGCGCGGCGCGACGCCGCCCUCGGAGCGCGCAGCGGUCUGCUUCGCGGAGCCGCGGGCAUCGAGG